AUGUCGAACAAUCUGAUCGCCGUUGUCCCCGUCCUCGACGGCUCGAACUGGUCGCUCUGGUCCCAGCAGAUGAAGGUGUACCUCAUGUCCCAAGGCCUUUGGGGACACUGUGACGGUACAAUUAUUAUGCCUGAUCCUGUCGUAACCACCUACAAGGACGGCAGCACCAGUGAAGAUACCUCUGCACGAGACGCCUGGAGACUGAAUGAUACCAAGACCAUCGGUACAAUUCGUCUUCGAUGCUCCCCUGCCGUUGCCACCCUUAUUCAAGACAAGACAACGGCUAUAGAAACCUGGAAGGAGCUCAGUUUCACGUAUGGUAUCUCAUCUCUUGCCUCCAUCUAUAACGAACUGCGUGGGGCAUUAACUACCAGGAUCCCGGCCGACCAACAUCCCGCUCCCGCCUUUGCCAAGAUCACCAAGCAUUUUAACGCUUUGGCUUCUGAGAACCAGACCAUCCCUAACUGUCUCCAGGGAUUGAUCUGUCUGAAUGCGCUCCCUCCUCGGUAUGACUCUCUAGGUGCGCACAAGAUCUCGGCGGUGAAGCGUAAGCCGGGUGAUCCCUCCUUUUCUUCGCAGCAGCAGCAGCGCCCUCAGGGCAGCAGCAGCAAUGCGCGAGAUGGAAAAAAGCGCCCUUAUCGCGGCAAGCGUGCAGGCAAGAAGCGUCAAGGGCAAAACCAUGAUCACCACCAUGCCCACGACGUC
Messenger RNA from Gloeophyllum trabeum ATCC 11539, 705 nucleotides. RefSeq lists its product as uncharacterized. The record is from RefSeq and is a predicted model, not a curated record. The transcript has 2 exons. The annotation marks the transcript as partial. Lineage: Eukaryota; Fungi; Basidiomycota; Agaricomycetes; Gloeophyllales; Gloeophyllaceae.